Diorhabda carinulata is the source of this 2153-nucleotide messenger RNA. RefSeq names its product CCR4-NOT transcription complex subunit 10 (gene Not10). The record is from RefSeq and is a predicted model, not a curated record. The transcript has 14 exons. Gene Ontology annotation, molecular function: protein binding. Lineage: Eukaryota; Metazoa; Arthropoda; Insecta; Coleoptera; Chrysomelidae. Gene Ontology annotation, cellular component: CCR4-NOT complex. Gene Ontology annotation, biological process: negative regulation of translation; mRNA catabolic process. Bases 119 to 2098 code for a protein of 659 amino acids.
GGAUAAUUUUAAAGAUUUAAAAGAGAAGAGGUUUAAUCGAUUUUUAGAUUUAUAGGACACUUAGCUUUAAGUAAAUAAAAAUUUAGAUAAUUAAUUUUCAAAUAACAAAUAAGUUAAAAUGACCGAAAAAGAUCAAGAGAAAGGUCCAGAAAUCGUGUCUGAACAAGAACGAGAAAUUGCUCAAAAUGCUUUUAAUGAAUACAAAAAGAAAAACUAUGCAAGCUGCUUGCAAUUUAUAAAUAAAUUGGAAAAUAGAAACGGUGACCUUAAGGUAGUUCAAAACAAAGCUAUAAUUGAGUAUUUCAAGAACGAUUUCAUGAAAACUGAGCAAUUGCAAAGAAAUUUAGCACAAAUUUGCAAUCAGUUCCAGAUAAAAUUAGAAAGACUAGAUGAUAUUGAUCAUUGCAUUAUUCAGUUUAACCAAGCAGUUUUAUUGUACCACCAGAAGCAGUACACUGCUGCACUAAGAAUUAUGGAUAGAGUAUAUAAAUUUAUUGAACCAAUGGAUGAAUCCUUGGCAAAACAAGUUAGCCUUUUAGCUAUAGAAAUACAGUUAUGCCUUAGACAGCCAGACAAAUCAUUAACUUUAAUAAAUUACUUGGAAAACAAUUUAAUUUAUGGUGGUAGUCUACCUUUGAAAGGUUUGGACAAGAAUGGGAAAGACAGAAAGAUACAACUACCCCCUCCAAAACCACUACCUGAGAAAUUUGAGAAAAAGCUCCUGAAGUAUAAGUUACGAAGUUAUAUAAUGAAUCAUUCCAUAAAGACUGCCAUGAAGGAAAUUCAAGUUCUUCUCAAAGAUAAAACUAACAUUGAUGCCUUAUUUCUAGCAGCUAAUAUUGAAUAUUUAAAAGGAAUCUAUGAAGAGGCUGUAAAAAUUUUAACUUCUAUACCAAAAGAUAGUUUAAUUUACCAUGAAUGCGGUGAAUCGUCUACUGUAAUGUUUUAUAAUAACAUGGGAACAGUACACCAUGCCAUGGGAAAACCAAAUUUGGCAUGUCACUACUUCCAAAUGGCUUUAAAAGAAGAAUUGAGAAUAUCGGAAAAUUACCAAAAUAAGGAUGAUAGUGAGAAGCCAUUAUUCACUUUAGGGGGAUCUAAAUAUCACGAAUUAAUGUAUAAUUUGGGUAUUGCUCUUUUACAUGCUAAACGACCAGCUCAGGCUUUUGAUUGUUUGAUUAUAGCAGUUAGGAGGUACCACAGAAACUCCAGAUUGUGGUUACGUAUAGCUGAAUGUUGCAUUAUGGUACAUAAAGAGAGUAAUGAAAUUGAUUUUGAAGGCCAAAAGAGUUUAAUUGUGGAUUUUGUUGGAUCUAGAGACAAGAAGAAAGUUGUACUUGUAACCAAUUUUUCAAUAGAUAAGAAAUAUAGUGCAGAAAGUCAAUCUUACGCUGUUCCUGUUCCUUCAUUAGAAUUCGCCUCGUUGUGCUUGAGAAAUGCUUACUUGUUGAUACCUUCUGGUACUGCUACACCUCCAGUUCCACUUUUCUUAAUUCCAGGUGUUACUCCGCCUGCUCCUCCCCCUAGUCCUGGACCUUCUCCUUCCAACCCCUUAACACGAGAUGGAGCGGCUGUUCUCAAAAAUGGAAUUCUGAUUGCCAGUGCCUACGUUUCUCUGUGUCUUGGAGAUUAUAUUUUAUCAUUAGAAUACUCGAAACAACUUUUAGAACAGCCUAAAAUAUCAGGGGUUCAUAAAUUACUAGGACAUCUAUACACAGCCGAAUCAUUAAUAUAUCUAGAUAAGAUAUCUGAAGCAAUAGAAUACUUAAAUCCUGAAAAUAUCAAAGAUUUAUCAUUUGAUUUGCCACAGGAUCAAUCUGAGGGUAGUUUUGUGAACAAUAAUCCACCACCUAAAUGGUUCCCGAAUAGUAUUCAAAGCGCGUAUUCUGUGAUGCAGUACAACAUAGCAGUUGCGAAAACUAUGAGAGGCCAAUUAGACCAAGCAUCCCAAUUAUUAGGAAAAAUAUGGUCACAGAAAAGAACUUGCAAAGUUCCAACUCAUAUAAUUAUGCUGAUUAUUUAUAUAGAAUUACAGUUAGGACACGCAGAUGUUGCAAGAAAUUUGAUCAGACAAUAUCAACAUAGUUUAACAGGAUGAUCCAAAAUAAUUCUAAGCUCAAAAUGUUUAAUAAUUAAAUAGAAAGUAAUGAGUA